Sinocyclocheilus rhinocerous is the source of this 1417-nucleotide messenger RNA. RefSeq names its product mono [ADP-ribose] polymerase PARP16-like. The transcript has 5 exons. The record is from RefSeq and is a predicted model, not a curated record. Gene Ontology annotation, molecular function: NAD+ poly-ADP-ribosyltransferase activity. Lineage: Eukaryota; Metazoa; Chordata; Actinopteri; Cypriniformes; Cyprinidae. Bases 143 to 799 code for a protein of 218 amino acids.
UGAUUGUUUCCAUUGGCUCUCACUGUAUGGCGCCCUCUGCCGGUGGAAUAUGGCGCGUGCGCAGCGGCAGUUGGACACGUUUAGCUUCCGGUGGCUCACUGUCAGAUGCCUGAGCUUCAGGUAAAAUACAUAAGUGUUAGGAAUGCAGCCGCCUCUCCCGACAGCUGCGGUCAGAGAGCUGGUUUGCUCCUGUCUGCAUCGAGACCCUGUAGCGGCAGAUCUGCGCUGUAGCCUCUUCGUAGCCGCCGUCCAGAGCUACAAACGCGAUUCAGCGCUCAGACCCUUCCCUCCUCGCUACCUUAGAGGAGAGGUCAAGGACUUUGAGGAGCUGCAAAAGGAUGUGGAUACUUUGCCAAACGUGAGAGAUCUGGUGCGUCUGGGACACGGUGAUGGAGAUCAUCAUCUGGCUCUUGUGCACUGGGUUCUCGCCUCCAAGAGUUUUGCUGUGAAGACCCUGCAGAAAGAGGAGAUCCCAUCGCAGCAGAUAUCUAAAAUUCAUCUCUCGUUGUGUGUUUCAGACUCCGAGAGCAUUGACCAUAAGCGUCUGAGGGCCAGGAACAGUGAAGGAGGUGAGGUGCCCGAGAAAUACUUUGUGGUGACCAACAACGAGCUUCUGAGAGUGAAGUACCUGCUGGUGUAUUCUCAGAGACGCUACCGAUCACGACACGCUCAAGGGACGUCGUGGCUUGUCAGACAUCAUUUUGCCGUCAUGAUGGGCCUGUAUCUCCUGCUCCUCAUAUUCAUCGGUGCCUUCAGCUCGUCCGCUUUUCAGUCGUUCUGGCACAGAAUGUUCCGGUGACCCAGAUCGCACACAUCACAUAAACGCUCACGUCCAAAGUGCCUUUAACUCACAAAGACUAUCAUGCAAGAGGGAAAAAAUAGACUCAGGAACGAUUUUCUUCAACUCAACACGACAUUCCUUGGUUUUUACACGCUAUUUUAUUUAGAUUUGCAUAAACACACUGCAGUAUGAGCACUAAUGUUAGCAGAUUCAGCCGAGCAGCAAGAAUGUUACAUGUUAGCAUGUAGCCUGUUUUUACUUUUUCAAUUAUUGGUUCACUACAUUCGUUACAACCAAAUGAUCAAGACAAAGCGCUGUUUUUACCUGCCUUUUCAACUUAGACAUUGGCAAAAUUGCUGCUUAUAUUAAAAAUAAUCAUGUAGGGAGAUCUGUGUGCUUUUAUAUUAGAUAUUUUUCAGUUUUGGGGCAAGUUCACACGUUCUUAGACUACUGUACUGUGUCUAGAUUACGUCAACUAUGCAGAAGACCCAUGCUAUGGUGGUCAGUAUCUUUAAAACUGUAAUGAAAAUUAGUCUUGAUAUUGCAUAAAUGUCUCUAACUUGAAUAAUCCAGAGGAUCCGAAUUGUGAAAUAAUUUAAAUAAAUAAAUGCAACAAUGUUACAGUGUGUUUCUUAA